Eremomyces bilateralis CBS 781.70 is the source of this 2556-nucleotide messenger RNA. RefSeq lists its product as uncharacterized. The transcript has a single exon. Gene Ontology annotation, molecular function: chromatin binding. Gene Ontology annotation, biological process: mitotic DNA replication checkpoint signaling; DNA repair; DNA damage checkpoint signaling. Lineage: Eukaryota; Fungi; Ascomycota; Dothideomycetes; Eremomycetales; Eremomycetaceae. The coding region runs from base 1 to 2556 and encodes 851 amino acids. The record is from RefSeq and is a predicted model, not a curated record.
AUGGCGAAGCUGCGGAGUGCCAGGAAGAAGCCGACUCGAGUCGUAUUGUCGGACGACGACAACAAUAGUGACGAUUAUGUUGAAACACCAGCACCGAAAAAGAAGGCAACUUCUAGAAAGCCCCCGCCGAAACCCUCGAGUUCGAUCCUCUCGCAGCUAAAGGACGCUCCCAACAAACACAAUGGAUUGUCUUCGUCACAGCAACUUCCAUCUCGAAGUCGCAAUGGUACCACCUCGAUCUCGCCUCGAAAGAGGAAGACAACCGCUGCAUCCACCGAGUCCCCGAGUAAGAACCAGAAGAUCUCGUCGUUCUUCACCGCCGCACCUUCCACCCAAUCCACGCGAACCUUACAAACAAACGGAGACCACCGUUCCCUACCAUCCAACAUAUCAGCAAAGGAAGACGAAAUCGAAGACAUCGAGGAUGAUUCGCCAACAGAAGACUCACAAUCGCGGAAGCAAUCCUCAUUUUCGUCCACACAGUCCGGGGCGAAGAGGAAAAGAGAUUCUGUGGAUGCUAUUCCUGGGGAGGGUUUGCGGAGGGCUAGCCACAAGUUCCUCAAGACAAACCCCAUCCCACCACAGAAUCCCAGCCGAAUUGAAGACGGUAGGCCAUGGACAGAGCGAUUUGGGCCUAUAUCCAUCGAUGAACUUGCAGUUCAUGUGAAGAAAGUCAAGGAUAUCCGGUCAUGGCUCGAGAAUGUUUACACCGGGCGGGAGAGGCGGCGCUUCCUGGUGCUUAAAGGGCCCGCCGGGGCAGGGAAGACUACGACGAUAAGCCUACUGGCGAAGGAGCUUGGGAUAGAAAUAACAGAGUGGAGAAACCAGGAGGCCAUGGAAACCUCCGAAGGAUUCGUGUCGAUGGGCGCAAAAUUUGACGAGUUCCUAAGGAUGGCGGGCAAGUUUGGCAGCCUUGCUCUAUCAGACGGGUCAGGAACGGUCGUAUCGCAAUCAAAUCCGAAGAAUGAAUCCACGAGGAAGGCAAUUCUGCUGGAAGAGUUCCCAACUAUCACCUCCCGAUCGUCGACAUCACAAGGGUUUCGCAAUGUCGUCCUCCAAUUCCUCGCACAGAACACUCCAUCAAUGGGCGAGUUAUUCUCGAACACUGCCUCUCUCCCACCACCAAUUCCCGUAAUCCUGAUCAUCACCGAAAGCCUCCUCGCUAGCGCAUCAUCUUCAGCUGACAACUUCACGGCUCACCGACUGCUUGGGCAAGAGAUCCUUUCUCAUCCAGGGGUUACCGUCAUAGAGUUCAACCCCAUAGCACCGACAUACAUGUCCAAGGCACUGGAACUGAUCAUCCGAAAGGAAGCGCGAAAGUCCGGACGGCGGCGGGCCCCUGGGGUAGCAGUGCUGAAGCAUCUAUCCACCAUUGGCGAUAUCCGGAGCGCCGUGUCAUCGUUGCAUUUCCUCGCCUUGCGUCCCGAUGAUGAAAAGAAUUGGAGUGGAAGGGUCACCUUCACGACGAAGAAACGUGGUGCGGUUGCCCCGGAGAUCACGGCAAUGGAAAGGGAAUCGCUCGAAUUAAUCACGCAACGUGAGAAUACACUAAACAUCUUCCACGCAGUCGGAAAAGUCGUCCAUAACAAACGCGAUGACCCGCCACCUGGCACCAUCAUCCCCCAACCGCCAAACUGGUUCUCCCAGCACUGGCGCUACAAAACCCCCCAAAACAACGUCGAUGACAUCCUCAACGAACUGGGAACCGACAUCUCAACCUUUAUUGCCGCUCUCCAUGAAAACUACGUUCUCUCCUGCAGCGACACCGACACCGAAGCCACCCUGGACUCCGUAUGCGGCUGCCUCGACGCCCUUUCCGAUGCCGAUUCAAUCUCACCCGAAGGGUUCGGCGUCCGUCGUCGGCGAUUCCAGGGCGGAUCGGUCGAUGAGCUACGGCAGGAUGAGAUGUCCUUCCACCUUGCAGUGAGGGGAUUGUUGUUUAACUUACCGAACCCAGUGAAGCGGCUUCCGCCUCCGAAUGCGUCUAUAGCGACCGGGACAGGGUCGCGGACGGACGCAUUUAAGAUGUUUUACCCCGCAAGUGCGAGGGUGUGGAGAAAACAGGAGGAGAUUGGUGCGGUGCUGGAUUUGGUGGCGACGGAGGCGAUGAAAGGGCGACUUGCCGCCGACUCCGGGGCGAUGGCUUCACGGCCGAAGUUCAAAGAGACGGGAGUCGCAGCGUGGAAUCGUGCGGCGACAUCUCGACGGCCUCCGAUCCAAGCAGAGCACUCAGAUGGAACGCAGAGUGACCGGACAGAGGACGCCGCCGUUCUGAAGAGUGUCUCAAAAGGAGAGCUCUUACUUGAGAUCUUGCCCUACCUCGCCGCAAUCCGUGGCAAAACGCGUGGUGCUUUCCACGACAGCAUAUGGAAACAUGUUGAAAAUUUGACGAAGAUCCGGCAUGAGGAAGUACAGGUGGACGAAGAGACUGACGACGAGGAUAUUGGCGAGGGCCCAGGAAACGCCGUCGGGACGAAGCUCAAACGGAGCAAGGAGCCGGUCGAGGAGAUGGCUGAGGAGAAAUUGUUCCUCAGCGAUGAUGACAUCGAGGAUUGA